AUGAUUACUUGUCAUUGUGCGGAUGAUAAAAGUUUAGUGACAUGUAUUGAAAAUGUUCCUAGUGCUGAAACGUUUAUUAAUUGGUCAACAUUUUCGUCAGAUGAACAUCAACAUUAUUCAUUCAAUUUUCUUAACUUCACAACUUUAACAUCUUAUACAUUUACUAAUUUUUCAUUAACAUUUCCUUUACUUCGAAAACUGGAAUUUAAUUUUACAAAUGGAAUUGAUAAUAUAGCAGAAAAUAUAUUUGGAUCAUUUAAUUAUGUUUCAGAUAUGCCAAUCUAUAUUAGAUUUGAAUCACCAAGAAAUUUUCAACUUGCUGAUUAUGCAUUUACUCAAAUGAAAUAUUUGGAAAUAACUAUUGACAAUAUUCAAUAUAAUAAUAUUCACAAUCUACCAUAUCAAUUCAAUUUAAAAGCAUUUGAUAAUACACACAUUUUUCAAAUCAGUAUUCGAAAUUCUAAAGAAGUUCAAUUGAUUUCAAAUCAAUCAUCAAAUUUAAAAUGGGAAGAAGUUCAAUUUAAUAAUUGUUCAUUAACAAAUGUUGAUCUUCUUAUUGAAAGUUUAUCAUCUGAAUCAUUAAUUAAAUUAGAUUUAUCAUUCAAUAAGUUAAUUCAUAUUCCUUCUUUGGUUAAAUUUAUUAAGAUGACUAGUAUUGAUUUGCAUGAUAAUUCGAUUGAAGAAAUCAAAUCGCAUAUAUUUUCUAAUCUAACUAAUCUAUAUGAACUUGAUUUAUCAUCUAAUCAAAUAAAACAUAUUUCACCUGAUGCAUUUAUUGAAUUAAAAAAUUUAACUCUUUUACUUUUAAAUCAUAAUCAUUUAACUUCAUUGGAAACUGUAACAAUUCAUAAUGAAGUAACAUCAUUUUUAUUUCCAUUGAAUGAAACAUUGCGUUCUCUUAUGAUAUCAAAUAAUCUUCUUCAUGAUUUUAAUCCAAUACAAAAUCUGUCAAAUCUAGAAGUAUUAACAAUGUGUUGUAAUCAAAUUAAAAAAUUAGAUGAAAAUUCAUUGAAAAAUGCUCAUAAACUUCAAACAAUUGAUUUAAGUCAUAAUCAUAUUGAAUCAAUUCAUCCAUUGACUUUUAAUCGUACAAUUCUACAAAAUCUUGAUUUAUCCUCGAAUUUUAUUUCUUCAUUAGAAACAACAAAAAUAGUCUAUGAUGAACAUUUUCAACCGAAAAAUCGAACAACUUCAUUUCUUGAUGGUAUUGCAUCGACACUUGUCAAAUUAUCAUUGGCGAACUCAACAAAUUUAGUAGAAAUAAAUUGGUUUGUUUUCACAAAAUUAGAAAAACUAUCAUCUUUGGAUCUUUCUGGAAUAAUAAAAACGGAUAGAUUUUGGUUAUUCGAAUCCAGAGAUGAUACACCGAUUCAAUCGAAUCAUCAUUCAUAUAAGAUUGACAUUAUUCUUAAUCAUAUUCAGUUCAAAGAUGAUGAUUAUUGUUUAUCAAAACCAAUAUUUCAAAUAUUCAAUCAAACAGCUUUAUUUCUUGAUCAGAAUCAUCCAUGCAAUUGUUUUAUAUUUAUGUUGAAAAACAUUAUUUCUACACAAGUACAUUUAAUUUGUUUAUCAAAUGAUUCAUCUACUGUAGAUUUAGCUCAACAAUGUAUGAAUAUUGAUUCGCAUUGUUUAUCUGUGGGAAAUACAACAACUAUUCCACCCACUCAGUCGACAUCAUUGUCAAGUACAUCUAGUCCAACGACUGGCUUAUCAUCAUUAUCAUCAUCAAGUACAAGUUCCCCAACGACUGAAUCAUCAUCAUUGUCAUCAUCGUCAUUAAGUACAAGUUCUCCAACGACAAUUAGUACAAUACCAAUUAGUACUAUAUCAAUAACAAUGAAAACAGAACAAUCAUCAACGUCAAGUUUGACAACAUUAAUUACAACAACCAAGAUUUUGACUACAUUGGGAGCAGUAAAUGACAAUGGAAAAUGGAAAACAACAUUAGCAAUAAUGAUUCCUUUAACAGUCAUUAUUAUUGUUUUGUCUUUAGUCGGUGUUUAUAUUGUUAAAAGACAAAAGAAAAACAAACUCAAGGAAAGUAUUGAGAUGGAUGGAGCAUUCGUAAAUCCAUUUGCUAAAAAAUAA
Molecule: messenger RNA, 2088 nt
Organism: Adineta steineri
Lineage: Eukaryota; Metazoa; Rotifera; Eurotatoria; Adinetida; Adinetidae
Source: the annotation of a GenBank genome assembly